Pelobates fuscus (common spadefoot toad) is the source of this 4350-nucleotide messenger RNA. Its product is annotated as zinc finger BED domain-containing protein 4-like. The transcript is spliced from 2 exons. The coding region runs from base 42 to 2546 and encodes 834 amino acids. The record is from RefSeq and is a predicted model, not a curated record. Lineage: Eukaryota; Metazoa; Chordata; Amphibia; Anura; Pelobatidae. Gene Ontology annotation, molecular function: protein dimerization activity; DNA binding.
AUGAGAUUCAGCCAUGUUAGGUGGACGCUGCAGGGACGUGGAUGUUAGAAUUGGAAACAAACAUGCCUAAGGAGGAACUCGACUAUGAACUAAUGGAAUUAAAAGAGGAGAGGAGAGAGAGCUGUCCACUGUUUUAUCCGGCUAGUGAUCCCUCUGCUCCUGUAUCUUCACCAUCUUCUCAAAGUCCAUCUCUGUCGGCCUAUGAGUUGCCUCAGUUCAUGGAAACACUUGGAGCAUCAUCUAGUGCCAGGAGUGGCUCGUCCGGCGAAAUCAUGAUUAUUAACCCCACCACCUCCCUUCCCAUUAGCAUCAGUCAGCCGAGCGCUAGUGUGGAAGCUAGUGUUGCGCCGGUUUCGACUGCCACCAAUGAAAAAACACCCGCAUCCUCAGCAGCCGCAAGGCGAAGGAUCGAGGCUAACAUGCUGCGCCGAGGCAAAGUUUGGGACCACUUUAAGUGCCUCCACGAAGGGCGAAUUGCAAAGUGCAAAUUAUGCGGCAAGGAAGUGAGUAGGGGGAGAGUGGUGGGUCAUUUCACUAGUGCCGGUAUGAACCUACAUCUGAAAAGACACCACAAGUCUAUAUUUCUCAAGGAUGAAGCAGAAAAAGAAAGUAAUAGGGCAGGCAACAAGUCCACGGGUACUGUAACAGAUUCUGCGCAGUUCUCACCGCCUUCCAGCAGCGUCACCACUACCACCGCUAGGCAGAACAGGGGGAAUGUGGAGAACAUUGCCUAUAGUCGUCAGAGGCAGGGGAGACAGGGACGUGUGCACCAGCCUAGUCUUAGUAAUUUAGUUGGAUUUCAUUUCAGGGACAUGUCAAAACAGCAGUCUAACAAAAUUACCCACCUGAUUGCUCAGUUGAUCGCUGUAGGGGGAGUUUCUUUUUCCACGAUAGAAGGGGAGCCCUUUAAGCAUCUGAUACAGGCCCUUGUUCCGCAAUAUGUCAUUCCCACGCGAUCUAAUUUCAGCAGGAUCAUAAUCCCAUCACUAUACCGUUCCUAUGUGGUAAUAGUGAAGAUGGAGCUGGCUAAGGCAGUAGGUCAGACGAUACACUUCACCACAGAUUUAUGGAGUGCUCCAUCUAUCCAAUAUGCCUUCCUCUCCUUGACGGCACACUGGUGGCAACCCUCGGUACCUGGGUAUGGGGGUAGUGGAGUAAAUCCAUCUUUAGCAGCAUGCCAGGCUGGGAGUGGAUCUGUAGGAAAGCAGGGCUAUCGAUCUCUCCUGCUACAUGCUGAAGUCAUGGAUGAAGACCACAGCUCAGAAAACAUCUUGCAGGCAGUCAGACGAAUGGUAGCAAAUUGGUUGGGAGAGCAGGAAGGCAUCAAUGUGCACAUUGGGUUCAUGGUCAACAACGGAGCUCAUAACAUGGUCAAAGCUCUGCAAGAUGGUUCCUUUGUAGAUGUGCGCUGUUCUGCACACAUUCUACAUCUUGUAGUGAAGGGUGCAAUUCCUGAUGGCAACACAAGAGUGGCAACAAUACUUGAUCGUUGCAGGAGGAUAGCCGGGCAUUUCCACCGUAGUGUGAAGGAUAGCCAACUAUUGAGGCAUGAACAAGAAAAAACAGGGCUUCCUACACACUGUCUGCGACAGGAUGUCAGCACGCAGUGGAACUCCAUUUUAGACAUGCUGGAAAGAAUUUUGGAACAGCAGAUGGUAAUCCAUAGUCUAUCUUCUGACCAGUACAUUGGUAUUGAGUCCCCACUGGGGCGUGAGGAUUGGACAAUAAUAGGACAGUUAGUGGCAGUCCUGAAACCAUUUAGGGAUGUCACAGAUAAUUUGUGCCACAGUACUGCUAGUUUAGGACAGGUCAUCCCCAUGUUCACCCACCUCAUGAACAAGAUGGAUGCUCUCCUGGAAAACAAUGAACUUGUUGCUGGUGACACACUCCAGUCCGAUGUAGCAGCAGUAGUCAGGAGGCUGAAAGUUCUCCUCAAAGCUCGUCUGAGCGAACGAGUUGCCAAUUGCCCUGAACUGAUGCUAGCUUCCCUUUGUGAUCCUAGGAUUAAGGGGAAACUGGCACUCCAAUCCAACAGUCUGACGUACUGGAAGGACAGACUUAUUGACAGGAUUCGUGAUUUACAACGAGAGAGAGGCAUGCUGGAUGAGGGAGAUAUGAAGAUUGAACCUGAAGUGUCUGACACUCCAAGCUGUACAAACCCAGAACAGCAGAGUGGGGCAUCUGCGUUUUGGGCAGAGGCUCUUGGCAGUUUGGUGGGAGCAAGUGAAGCACUGAGCAACCAAAAGGAGAGUAGUGCCUCCGAAAUGGUAAGAGCGUACCUGUAUGAACAUCCUUUGCCCCAUACUGCGGACCCUCUGAGCUACUGGGAUGAGAAGAAGAGUGUGUGGCCAGCGCUCUGUCUGGUUGCCCAGCAGCUAUUAUCAUGUCCACCAGCCACUGUCCAAAAUGAACAAGUAUUUUCUGUUACAGGGAACAUUCUGAAUCCACAAGGCUUACAAAUGUCCCCACAACUGAUGGAGCAAAUAGCCUUUCUCAAGUACAACCUCCCCAAGUUAGGUUACCCUGCUCUUCAGUUUAAUAAUUAAGGUGUCAUCAAUUUCUGAAAAGUUGAUAAAAUCCAAUUACCCACAUACUUCUCCAUUCAAAAAUGUUUCAAAAUUUGUAAAAGUAUUCUAAAAUUUAGUAGGGAAUUUUUUUUACAAAAUAAUUUUUUUUCCCCAAGUAAAAUUCCUGCCGCUGCCUUACAUUUGUUUAAAAAUGCCUUUUAUUGUAGUGGUUUCACAAGGCCUGGCUGAACCUUGCGGUGGGACUACGCCUGUUACCUGCAGAUGCAGUUGGUAUAAGCUGACAGGGCACCUUUUUUCCCCGCUCUGAUAGACGGUCAUUCACACUACAGAUAAAAUGUGUGGGAAAGCUUUGGGUAUCUUAUGGUGGAAAGGGGUGAAUUAGUUGUCAAUUGCUCAUGCAUGUUUUCCUUUUUUUUUUUAUUCUAAAAAUCACCUCUCUUUCAAAUUCGCAUUUUGUAAAUGACUUCCAUUGUAGUGGUUUGGCCCUACCUGGCUGAUACUUGCAGUGUGACUCUGACUGCUAUCUCCACAGACGCAGUCGGUGUUAACUGAAAGGCACUGUUUUCCAUGCUGAAGGAUGCUCACUUAUUUUUCUUAGGAAAAAGUAAGUGGACAAUCGAUCAACCACUCAUCCUUUCAGCUCUCAAGAAGAAUCAAGGUGUCCCACAAAUCCAGUCUGUAGUGUGAGUGACCAUCCUUACGUUAGGAAAGAACAGUGCCUAUCAUCUUAUACCAACUCCUUCUUCCGUGGUAGCAGCCACUACAAAGGAAGGCAUUUAAAAACUGGAUGAGCAUCAGGAGGAGUAAUUUAAUUUAAAAAAAGGAGAUUUUUCUGAAUUUGAAUGAAAAAAGCGAGUGGGCAAUCGACUCAACAAAUGUUCACCACACAACCAGUCUGUAGCAUGAGUGACUGACUGUCCUUCCUUGUGCAACAAAAAAAUCAGUUCCCCGUCAACUUAUACGUUCCAAUUGAAAUCCUAUCUCUAAAUUUCUAGAAGUGUUCUACAAUGUGGUGGUGGUGCUGGUUGUAAUGCUUCCAAAUGCCUUUCAAUAUAGUGGUUUCCCAAUGCCUUGCCAUGUGACUACACCUGCUACAUCCUCAGGCACAGUUGGUAGAAGUAGAUUGGGCACAUUUGUCUUCACACUAGGAUGGUCACUCGCGCUACUAACUGAAUAUUUGGGAAAGUAAUGUUUCUCUCAGGAUGGAAGGGGUGGAUCUUAAAUUGCCAACUCAGUUUUUUCCUUUUAUUUUAUUUUUUAAAUCACCUUUUUUUCAACUUCAAAUUACCCCUGCGGCUGCCGAUUCCCAUUUUUAAUAUACGGUAUUUGUUUUGAAUAUAGAUGUAAUAAUAUAAAUUUGGCAUUUUCAAAUUGGCAUUGCAAACAUGCUUGCUAUUGCGUAGGCUAGGCAACAUUGAAGCCAUUUUUGCAUUGCAGAACUCUAAUAAGUUUUGGACAAACCACAUUUUUUUUGCUGUAAGCAAGUUUACUAAACAGCAAGUUGUGGUAACAGACAAUUUAAAAAUGUAGAUUAUAAUAACCAGCUUGGAAUAAAAAACUAAAUCACUAGCACAUCUUAGCUACCUCGUGCUAACUUUUGACAGCCUGUUCCUACCUCCCUUCACUGUUUAGUAGAUGAACCCCUAUGUGUUAAGAAUGUACAGUCCAUAGUAGGUUUUGUGUGGGGAGUUCUGUUGUGGUUGUUAGCCAGUCUGCUACACAUAUGUUCUUGCAGAGGACAUGCUGGCCCUGUGGAGGGAUUUUUCUUGGAAAAGCGUGUUUGAUGUUUUUUGAGGACCAUAUUAAAGUUUAUUUCCUAAAA